AUGGGCAACGAGGAGAGUUACCCCAACGAGAUGUGCGUGCAGUUCGACCAAGAAGAAAUUAAAAGGCUGGGCAAGAGCUUCAAAAAGAUGGACCUGGACAGUUCGGGCACGCUGAGCGUGGAAGAGUUCAUGCUCAUGCCCGAGCUGCGCCACAACCCGCUGCUGCAGAGACUCAUCGACAUCUUCGAUGCGGACGGCGACGGCCAGGUGGACUUCAAGGAGUUCAUCAUCGGGGCCUCGCAGUUCAGCGUCCGGGGCGACCAGGAGCAGAAACUGCGCUUUGCUUUCAGCAUCUACGACAUGGAUAAAGACGGCUACAUUUCCAACGGGGAGCUCUUCCAGGUCCUGAAGAUGAUGGUGAGAGGCAACCUGAAAGAUUCACAGUUGCAGCAGCUCGUGGACAAAACCAUCAUCAUCCUGGACACGGACGGCGAUGGGAAGAUCUCCUAUGACGAGUUCUGUGCAGUGGUCCGUCGCCUGGAGAUUCACAAGAAGCUGGCACUGCUGAUGUGA
Elephantulus edwardii (Cape elephant shrew) is the source of this 513-nucleotide messenger RNA. RefSeq names its product protein phosphatase 3, regulatory subunit B, beta (gene PPP3R2). The coding region runs from base 1 to 513 and encodes 170 amino acids. The record is from RefSeq and is a predicted model, not a curated record. The transcript has a single exon. Gene Ontology annotation, molecular function: calcium ion binding; calcium-dependent protein serine/threonine phosphatase regulator activity. Lineage: Eukaryota; Metazoa; Chordata; Mammalia; Macroscelidea; Macroscelididae.